Messenger RNA from Lodderomyces orthopsilosis Co 90-125, 2310 nucleotides. RefSeq lists its product as uncharacterized. Gene Ontology annotation, molecular function: zinc ion binding; protein kinase C binding; K63-linked polyubiquitin modification-dependent protein binding. The record is from RefSeq and is a predicted model, not a curated record. The transcript has a single exon. Gene Ontology annotation, cellular component: aggresome; amphisome. Bases 1 to 2310 code for a protein of 769 amino acids. Lineage: Eukaryota; Fungi; Ascomycota; Pichiomycetes; Serinales; Debaryomycetaceae. Gene Ontology annotation, biological process: aggrephagy; endosome organization; mitophagy.
AUGCCUAGGUCUAACCAAAUUGUAACCAUCAAAAUUAAUGUUUUUGACGGAAAAGAAGGUACAGAUAAUAAUGAUGAUGUGCUUGUUGAAAAGACUGUUCAUGUAAAGAAGGAGGAUUUUUUGUCCAUCAAGUCCAAAAAUGCUUUGGCGGAAUAUUUGAACACAGAAUUACCUGGCUUGUUACCAAAACAAUCCGAUUGUUUGAAUUUUACCAGAAAGUCAAAGAAACAUAAAUGUUUUAUUUCUUUGGAUAAUGAAGAGGAUUUUAAAUCUCUUGGUAGAAGUUUAAAAGUGAAGAACCAUGUCAAAUUGAAUGUUCGGGUUUUGUCAUUGCCUCAAGGACCACCACCACCUUCUUGUUCUUGUUCUUCUUCUUCUUCUUCUUCUUCAACUACUACCACCACCACAGCAGAUGUUGGUUCCACUCCCAUCUCAUCAAUUGAUUUUGCAAAGUUGGGAGACGCGUUGCUUGAAGCAACUUUGGAACAUUUCAAAGAUUUCUUUAUUGAAAACAGACAUGGAACCACUGGUACUAAGACAAAUGCAACUACACAAAAGAAUGAGACGGUUACUGCUACUGCUAAUGUUGCCUCUGAUGCUUCUAGUGCUACUGCUGCUCCUACUUCAUCUUCUUUUGCUUCGCCUGGAAACAAUAAGUCACCGGGCAAAAAUGGUUCUACUGAUGAACAUGUUGUUGUCCACACAAAUAUCGCAUGUGACAAUUGUUGCCCGGACGACUUCAUUCCCCUUGAAGGUGUUAGAUAUUGUUGCUUAGUUUGUCAAAAUUAUGACCUUUGUGCUGAUUGCGAGAGUAAACAGCAAGCUGAAAAGUUGACUUAUGGAACUCAUUCUUAUUUGCAUCCAAUGGCAAAAAUAAUUGCACCUGAUACUUUCACCAGAGACUUCAGCAAUAAAUUCAAUGUUCAUCAUGGUAUGGAAUACCCUGAUAUGUCAAAUCCAUUCCAUAACACGGGACCUGAUGACAUUGUUUAUGAUAUACCAUUAUCCAGUUGCUCUGUUGAAAAUAGAACUAGGUUAGAGAACCUUCUUGAGUCAAAAGGAUUUGAACGUUUUAUCAAGGAUGUUGAUGGUAUUAUUGGCAGAAGUGACAAGUAUUUACUACUUUUAAGCAUUUUGGACGCAAAUGGCUUAUCAUUUUCCAAUGAAAAGGAAAAGCACCAAUAUUUGGAAGAAUGCAUUGAGGAGUACUUAUUGAGAAAGGCUUUUACUGAAUCGGUGAAUGAGCAACAAAUUGAAAGUGAUGACGAGGAAGUAGCAAAAGGUGAUGCAGUAAUCAAUUUAAGUUUGGGGUCAUCACUGACAAAGCUGUCCCUUCAAUUGGUCAAUAAGUCUGAUGUUGCUAUUGACGGUGGUGAUUUUGAAAUUGAACUUAUUGAUACCAAUCAAUCAAAGUAUUCAACUACAAUCAAGUCUGCUAUUGUGAAACCUGGUCAAGUGAAAUUUUACAAGUUGGAUGUCGUGCCUAAAGAUUUUGUACUCAAUCAUAGUACAAAGUUGCUGAUUUUCACCCCUAACGUGGUCAUGACAAGUUUAAGAGUUGAAGAAAACGAGUUUCAAAUGAAGAUCAAGACUAAAGAGGCUAAGAAAGGAGGUCUCGAGGAUUCAUUCGUGGACUCUGGUACAAUUAAAAAAGAUGUCAAUUGCAUUGAUGAGAAUGAAGUCGGGAUGAAUGAGUACCCAUUGUCCCAAAAAACUGACGAUAUCGUUGUUACUUACAAAAUUCAAUCUGGACUGAUUUUGAAUCUUGAAUUGCAAAACAAUUCAAAUACUACUUUUAACUGUAAUGAUUUGAAGAUUGAAGUUUACGAACAAGAUGUGAAGGUUCUGGAGCUGGUUAUCCACAGGCCUCAUGGUAUUAAGCCAGGUUGCUUAACUAAAGCCAACAUUAUUUUGAAAAAUCCAAUCACUCAAUUCCCACUUCGUAUGGAAUUCCACUCUGGUGACAAUAAAGCUACAUGCAGCUUUUCCGGGGGCCAACAACAAUCUUGUUUGACGUUUUUGAAUAAUGAAGUGAAUGCCAAUUCAGUUUCCUCGGAUAAAGAGAUGUCUGAACCGGUGGAUGAUAAUGUGAGUACAAGACUGAAUUCAGAAACCCAGUCUGCUUCUUUCCAUUCAAUGGUUUUGCCAGUUUUAGCACGUGAAAGUAUCGACUUGUCCGAUUUUAUUGAUGCUAAUAGUGGAUCUAGAAAUAACGAUGAAGAUCAAUAUGGGUACGAGGUGGUAGUGAUGAUGAUGAUGAUGAUGAUGAUGAUGGCGAUAUUGAUUCGGAUUUUGAGAUUCUUUCUUUAG